Messenger RNA from Protobothrops mucrosquamatus (brown spotted pit viper), 2481 nucleotides. It is a transcript of the gene CDH17, whose product is annotated as cadherin 17. Gene Ontology annotation, molecular function: calcium ion binding; cadherin binding. The record is from RefSeq and is a predicted model, not a curated record. Bases 1 to 2481 code for a protein of 826 amino acids. Gene Ontology annotation, biological process: cell-cell junction assembly; multicellular organism development; homophilic cell-cell adhesion. Lineage: Eukaryota; Metazoa; Chordata; Lepidosauria; Squamata; Viperidae. The transcript has 17 exons. Gene Ontology annotation, cellular component: plasma membrane; adherens junction; catenin complex.
AUGUUUAAGCCAAAUGGACUUAGUUUACUGUGUCUCCUUAGUCUUCAUCAGGUUGCUUGCCUUCUUGAAGAUAAUGGACCUUUGGAGAACAAAGUAUUUUAUGUUGAAGAGGGUAAAGUGGGAUCACAUUAUUUAUACAGGUUUAAAUUUCAACCCCCUACCUACAGUGUGAGGCUGACCGGUGAAACAAGUUAUCUCAUAGAGAUCACACCACAUGAUGGAGUCCUGAUUGUCAAGGGGCCUCUAAACUGGGAAAUAAAACCACAAUAUAGAUUACAGUUGGAAGGUCUAAAUCAAAAUGGUAAUAGGGUGCAAGGACCCUAUUCUGUCAUCAUAAAUGUUGUGGAUAUCAAUGACAAUGCACCCCAAUUUAAUCAAUCAGUCUACUCUGGCGAAGUUAGACAACACUCCCUACCAGGAAAGCCUUUCAUGUAUGUUGCUGCUUUUGAUCUCGAUGAUCCCAACACCUUACAUUCAAAGCUCAGCUAUAGUAUCCUUCAACAAUUCCCCAGCCUUGCGGGCACUGAGAUGUAUUUUCAGAUUGACAAUGUUACAGGAGCAAUUUCUACAACUCUUGCUGGAACAAAAUUCUUAGAUCCAGCAGUACAGAAUACAUUUAUCCUCGCAGUGACAGUAAAUGACAUGGCAGGACAGCUAAAUUCUUUUGCCACCAAUACUGAUGUGAAGGUCACUGUGUUGAAAAACUUUUGGAAAUCUCCUCCAGUAAUAUUGCUCCAGGAAAACUCGACAAAGCCACACCCCAUGAAAAUCACUCAAGUACAAUGGAAUGAUCCACAUGCAACAUAUGAACUUCAAAGCAAAGACAAGUCUUCUAUUGAACUCCCAUUUAUAGUUGAUCACAAUGGAACAGUUUAUGUAACUAAACCGUUAGACAGAGAAGAGAAAGACUAUUAUUCAUUCUAUAUCUUUGCAAAUGAUGAAGAAGGAGACAAGCUGGCCUACCCAAUCACUAUUUCAGUCCAAGUUGUAGACAUCAAUGACAACCCCCCUGUGUGUGACAAAGCUUUGUCUAAAUUUGAAGUUCAAGAAAAUGAGGGCGUAGGGAAUUUAAUAGGAAUUGUCCUUGCCUCAGACAACGAUGAGAAAGGGUCUCUUAAUUCUCGCCUGCAGUUCACCCUUGUGGACCAGAACCCCAAAAUCCCACGAGACAAUCUCUUCCGCAUCGAAUUGAGAACUGGGUCAGUCCACCUGUUCAGAUUGGGAUUAAACAGACAAGUGGCCACAACUUACAUGUUGAAGGUGAAUGUGACAGAUUCAGUUUUCUCAACUAUAUGUAAUGUGCAAAUUCAAGUCAUUGACAUCAAUGAUAAGAUCCCAAUAUUUGAAAAACCAGAUUAUGGCACUGUGAUUAUUGCAGAAGAUCAGGCAAAAGGAUCUCUUAUAUUUAAAAUUCAAGCCACAGAUGCUGAUGAUCCAUCCACUGGAAGCUCUCAGAUUAUUUACACCAUCACAAAGGGUGACCCAAAUAAUACGUUUACAAUACUGACUGAUCCAGAUACAAAUAUAGGAGCUAUUAUAAUUAACAAGGGUCUUGAUUUUGAGACAAAAUCAGUGUAUAGCCUUACAAUCAAUGCUACCAAUCCUGAACCUCUCGUGACUGGAAUAAACUAUAAUUCAAGUUCAUCUACUUUCUUACGGGUCCAUGUUACUGAUGUGGAUGAACCACCAGUUUUCCACUAUUCCAACUACCAAGUUAUACUAGAUGAAAAUGCGAAAAUUGGUACCAAUGUGACAACUGUAAAAGCUUUUGAUCCUGAAGGAUCCCCAGUAAGGUACUUUCUGAGGAAAACUGACCCAAAAUGGCUGGAGAUUGAUUCUGUCAAUGGCCAUAUAUAUACAGUUGCCCGAUUGGAUUAUGAACUUUUCCAUGCCUACAUAGUAGAAAUUGUUGCAACUGAUGAAAGCAGACCAUAUAAAAGCAGUGUUGCACAGCUGAUAUUGCAUCUCAAAGAUAUCAAUGAUAAUGCUCCAUAUUUAGUAAAUGAGUCUGUGUUCUUGUGCCACCCACUCCAAAAAGACCAGAGUGCAAAAUUUGAAGUUGCUGAUCCAGAUUCAGUAUCUCAAAACUUAAAAUACUUCCUCACUGGUGGAUAUGACAACUGGUACAUUUCUAAAAUAGAUGGCAAUCAAGGUUACAUUUCCCCAAAGAAUUUGAAUCUGGAAAAAAAGGUCUAUCAUGUACCACUGCAAAUUAAUGACGGGGGAAAUCCAUUACUUGUAGCUGAUGUCGAUCUGAAAGUGAAUGUGUGCAAGUGUACCAAUGACAGAUGUUAUAUUGAAAUCGACAAUCCAAAUCCAUUUCCAACAGUAGGAGCAACAAUUGGCAUACUGGUUGCUGUUCUGCUUGUUAUUGGUGUCAUUUUGGGACUAGUGUUUUUACAUCUCAAGAAGAAAAAGAAGAAUGAGCAAAACGUUGCAGCUGUUGCUAUCAGGCCCUCUGAACUUCAUGCCUUGAAUUAA